Molecule: messenger RNA, 1723 nt
Organism: Suillus plorans
Lineage: Eukaryota; Fungi; Basidiomycota; Agaricomycetes; Boletales; Suillaceae
Product: kinase-like domain-containing protein
Exons: 9
Coding region: 440-1324 (294 amino acids)
Biological process (GO): protein phosphorylation
Molecular function (GO): protein kinase activity; ATP binding
Source: RefSeq, a predicted model, not a curated record
UAUAUACGACUUUUAGAGAGCUGGCGCCACUACCGCACAUGUGACUGCAGAAUAAAUUUGCCUUAGAAGCCUAUCAAACAAACCAAUACAUUCCUAUCGAAAACGGAAUCAGCCGCGCGCGGUGAUGGAAGCACGUUGAAACAAGACAAGUACCCAUUGAUUGCAGCUGUCGAAGCUGCAUUGGACAAUUUCUCCGGAUGCCGGCCCUCAACGUUGCAGUGUCAACGUGCACAACACAUGUUCAUUGGUAACGUGUAUUUGGUGUGUAGUCCGAAAGGAGUCACGUCAGUGAAUUCGUGAGUCCGCGAUAUUUAAUACUGACUUAUUGUUUUUGCGUGUCACUAUCUGGCAGUACUAGUGCAGGCCUGCCUCGUUAAAAGAGUCUUGGUUAGAGGAGGUUGGGAGGAAGUUGUGGUGGUGGAGAAGCCGCCAGUCUGUCAUGAUUGCUACCAUCGGUGGUAGUGAGAUAGACCCCGACAACCACCUACCCGACCUUACAGGAUUCGUAUCCAAGGAGUUGCCUCAUCCAACAGCGCACGGUAGUUUCGGGACUGUGUGGAAAUGCACCUACAUCGCAUCCAACCGUCAAGGCCUGAAGCUAGCAGUCAAAUCCCUAAAGAUAUCUGUCGCAAGCGACGAUUCCAGGGCUAAGCUUACUCUGACUCAAAGACUCUUGGGCGAUUUCCAUGCACGGAGGCAACUGCAUCACGAAAAUCUUUUGCCUCUGCUCGGUUUCAGUCACGAAUUUGGGCUACUUCCGGCGAUGGUUUCCCCCUGGGUACACAACGGCUCACUCACCACAUAUCUUGAACGUCAUUUCACAGAAUUGACUAUCGAACAAAAGCUCCGGAUCUUGCGGCAAGUAGCUGCAGCUAUCAGCUACCUCCACUCGAAGGGCGUUGUCCACGGCGAUCUUACUGCCAAUAACAUUCUGAUAGAUUCGGACCGCAAUGCCCACGUAGCAGACCAUGGAAUUCUCACGAUGUGUUCUGAGCUCUCAGGGACUUCAUACAUCAGAAGCAACGUGCGGUGGGCUGCACCAGAACUCAUCGAGGUGCCCGAAAACGAAGAGUCGUUGAUUCCACGGCCAGCGAGCGAUAUUUAUUCUUUCGGAUGUAUUAUGCUUCAGGUUAUGACAGGUCGACGACCCUAUGCAGAUGUGCAACGCGAUCAUGAAGUUAUUGCCCUGAUACUCAAGGGUAAGAAGCCUACAAGACCAUCGAGUCCGCACGAUGCGGAUUAUUUUUGGGAUUUAAUCGAGAAAUGUUGGGGUGAUACAGGACGUCGCCCCUCUGCCGUUGAUGUUCUUAACAGGAUCAGAUGAUCAGUGCACUAUUACGAUUGGUUAAGAACUGAUCGAUUUUAUCUUACAUAAUGUAUUUACAUAAUCAUUCCUACCUCAUAGGUAAACGCGUACUCCGUCAGCAGCCAACGCUGAUUUUGUACAGAGGGAAUAUUGUGGGUGCGUGGAGAGAUAGAGUUUAAUAUUUUAGUUGCCGGAGAGAAGAAUAGGUGCCUCUGUACCACAGGGAAGAAGGUAGGCAAACACCUCUUCAGGCACCGCUUACCACCUUACAUCGCUUACAUCCUUAGUUUGUUCCGUAUCUUGGGGCAUGAGUCACAUUGUAUGAAAACCUCACGGUGAGCACAGCGCAAGCGGUUGCAGUGUGUCUUCAUCUUGGAACUUGUCAUACGUGGGCACGUUUCUUUCAGAUCCUGUGUG